AUGGAUUCCAUUCCGAUGGCGAGGAUGCGCUCGCCAAACAGCGCGUCCCGCUCAGCCUACUCGCCGCGGCGCUCUCCCCCCUCAGCCAGCGCACCUCGUUCUGCCUAUACUCCCGUACCCACCGCCCGUACAGCCGAGGAGCUUCCCCCGGUGAACUCGUUCGAGAGCAUGGACGAUACACACGUGCAAGAGAUACACCCGGAGUGGAAGCGUAGCCUAUAUAUGCUCCUGGAGCGGCCCACUUCCUCGUACUCGGCUUUCAUCAUCCACGUUGCUACGACGUCCCUGAUUAUCAUCUCUGCGCUUGUGACUGUCCUGGAAACUAUUCCGUCCUUCCACUCAAUAUCUCCACGAAUAUGGUUCGGCUUCGAGACGACGCUGGUUGUGCUCUUCACGGUGGAGUACAUCGCGCGGUGUCUAGCGCACUCUGCGAACGUGUGGACAUUUCUGCGAUGGUUUGGCUCGUUCUUCGGUAUCAUAGACUUGCUUGGUAUUGUUCCGUACUACCUGGAGAUCAUCCUCCACCAAGACACCUCAACCUUUUUCAGAUUUACCAUUCUGCGGACGUUUCGCUUGCUACGCGUGUUCAGGCCGUUCCGCUAUAAUAACACUAUCCUACUUACAAUCGAGGUCAUGUACCUCUCCUUCCGCCGCUCACAACACGCACUGCUGGCGCUUGCAUUCUUCGUGGUCAUGGUCCUAGUCGUGUUCAGCACACUCUUAUACUUCGCUGAGCGUGGAACAUGGGACGAAGUACUGGGCACGUUCAUCAAUUCUGACGGUGAUCCCAGUCAGUUCGCGGUAUCGAUCACAACCGUCGGCUACGGCGAGAUCACACCUCGCUCGUUCCUCGGGAGGCUGAUCACAAUACCGUUACUUGUCUUCGGCCUCCUCCUCAUCGCGCUCCCGACCUUCGUCCUCGGGCGCGAGUUCAGUCUAGUCUGGGAAAUGAUGAAAGAGGACCAGCAAAUCUCCCGCGAAGAAGUCUUCAACGCACACGCGCUCGACCCGCUCGCCUCGCCCACGCUCGUCCGCCAGCGCUCCUCGUCGUCCGCCAUGAAUCCCUGGCGCCACACGCAGGACGAGCCACAGGCGGGCAGCAGCUUCUCCCGGGAGAGCAAGGAGCUCCGUGAGCAGGUCGCGGAGCUGAAAGCGAGCGUGGAGAUGCAGGGCGCGCUGUUGCGUCGGCUUGUCAGCGCUGUGGAGGGGGGUGCGCAGGGGCAGGGGCGAGGGAAGCAACGCUCCCAGGGGCUCGGAGAAAAUCCUCCGCAUGCCCGGGCACAUCGGGUGUACCAGCCCGGGAAGCGGCACAUGGAACUGAUGCCUUCCCUGAGUAGGAGCAGUGGGCUGGACAAAGAUGGGGAUGCGCUGAGGGACCGUGCAGUCCAGGAGGAGUAUCGCGCGUUCAUUGAGGGGAAGAGCACGCCAGGAAAGCUCCGCGAGGGACUCUUGGCGACCGACCGCAAGGAUGCAUUCGCACUCGAAGCGUACGAAACGUCCCUCCACCUCUCGAUUAUCUUCCGCUCCGACAAGCAGACGACGUCUGUCCUCUCCCACCUCCCGCACCUCUACGGCGCGCGUCCGGGAGCUGCAGAUCCCACUCACACAGCGCUGCCUACGACUCUGCUCUCGCUCCUUCACCACCUCCUUCUGGGCUACCCCUCGCAGAGCAGGUACCACGAGCACCUGUACUCUUUGCCUGGCCCGUUCCUCCCUCGCGAUAGUGCGGCGUAUCGAUGGAUCGCGCAGCUGACGCAUAGUCUGCGCACGAGGAACUACGCGAAGCUGCAAGAGCUCACGGACCGCGAUGCAUUCGAGGGCUUCUUCGUGGACCCAGGCGCACCGGACGAGGGCGGAGGUCACCCGCCUAGCGGCGAGACGUCUGAGCAGAUAGUUCAUCAAUCGGCGGGACAACCCAACCUUGCGCUGGAGGCUAUGUGCACGCUUGUCGAGGGCAUCCGCGACAAGGCUCGUGCGACAGCGUGGCUCGUUAUGCGGAGCGCGUAUCGAGAGCUUCAUUGUGUCCCGCUACCUGUCAGUGCGCCGAAGACAACCGACAAGGAGCCCUCACCUACCAGCGAAUGGCUUGCGCGUUCGUUGGCUCUGCGUCCUCUCGGGCCUCUGACAGCGGACGUCAGUGAGAUGAUGAGAUGCGUGAACGAGUGGUUGGAGCAGAAGUGUGGCGAAGGCGAAGUAAAGCGCAAAGAAGGUCCAGAAGGGAGAUGGGUCGUUAACAAAGUGCCUGUCAAGAUGUAG
This is a messenger RNA of Rhodofomes roseus, 2256 nucleotides long. RefSeq lists its product as uncharacterized. Lineage: Eukaryota; Fungi; Basidiomycota; Agaricomycetes; Polyporales; Fomitopsidaceae. Gene Ontology annotation, biological process: potassium ion transmembrane transport. Gene Ontology annotation, cellular component: membrane. The transcript has 11 exons. The record is from RefSeq and is a predicted model, not a curated record. Gene Ontology annotation, molecular function: voltage-gated potassium channel activity. The coding region runs from base 1 to 2256 and encodes 751 amino acids.